Molecule: messenger RNA, 1569 nt
Organism: Sporothrix brasiliensis 5110
Lineage: Eukaryota; Fungi; Ascomycota; Sordariomycetes; Ophiostomatales; Ophiostomataceae
Product: ubiquinone biosynthesis monooxygenase Coq6
Exons: 2
Coding region: 1-1569 (522 amino acids)
Biological process (GO): ubiquinone biosynthetic process
Cellular component (GO): mitochondrion
Molecular function (GO): FAD binding; oxidoreductase activity, acting on paired donors, with incorporation or reduction of molecular oxygen, NAD(P)H as one donor, and incorporation of one atom of oxygen; 2-octaprenyl-6-methoxyphenol hydroxylase activity
Source: RefSeq, a predicted model, not a curated record
AUGCUCAGCCUCAGCACGAGCGCACGUUUUGUGUGCACCAGCUGCACGCGGCGGUUCGAACAGCGCGUCCAGCAGCAGGUCCAGCAUCAUCAGCGCCGUCGUUGGCAGUCGACGACAUCAUCACCAGCUUCGUCCCAUGAUAUCUACGACAUCGUCUGCGUUGGCGGCGGGCCAGCGGGACUGAGUCUCCUGACUGCGUUGCGCGCCAACCCUGUCACGGCUGGACUCCGCCUCGCCCUCAUCGAAGCCCAGGAUCUCGGCCGCACGCGCUCCUACGCCCCGACGGCCGACCAGUUUGCCAACCGCUGCAGCUCAUUGACGCCGGCCUCAGCCCGUUUUCUCAACAGCAUCGGUGCCUGGCCGCACCUGCACCGCGACCGUGUCCAAGGCUACCAGGAAAUGCAGGUCUGGGACGGCGUGACCGGCGCGCGCAUUGCCUUUGACUGGCCGCCCGGCACGAUCCCGAGCCAGAGCCCAGACACCGGGUCGACCAUUGCCUACAUGGUGGAAAACAACAACCUGACGGCGGGCCUGCUGCGGCGGCUCGACGAGCUGGGCGGGGUGGAUGUCUUUGAUGGUUCGCGGGUGGACAGCAUUGGCUUUGGCCCAGAGGACCAGAACGGCAUGGACCUGUCCCAGUGGCCUGCCGUGCAGCUGGCGGGCCAGGGAGCGGACGGAAAGAAGAGCAAGUCGCUUCUUGCCCGCCUGCUGGUCGGCGCCGACGGUGCCAACAGCCCUGUGCGAGCAUUUGCCGACAUUGAGGCGCGCGGCUGGGACUACGAGCGCCACGGCGUGGUGGCCACGAUGCUGCUCGAGGAGGGUGCCGGCAGCCUGUCGGGCGAUGCCUACAAGACGGCAUACCAGCGCUUCCUGCCCACUGGGCCCGUUGCGUUGUUGCCGCUCCCGGGACGCUUUGCCACGCUCGUGUGGUCGACCACGCCUGAGCGUGCCGCCUUGCUCAAGUCGCUGGCACCAGAGGACUUUGUGGCCAUGGUCAACGCCGCGUUCCGUCUGCGGCCCGUCGACCUGACAUACAUGCAUGGGCUGACGGAAGGCGGGCAGCGUGACGAGGUGGCCUGGCGGCUGCAGACCGAGGCGACGGGGACAUGGACGGCAACCGACGACGCUGAGCGCCUGCCGGCGACAAUGGUCGGCGUCCAGCCCGGCAGCGUCGCCUCCUUCCCACUCAAGCUGCGCCACGCCGACACCUACAUUGGCGAGCGCGUGGCGCUCGUCGGCGACGCCGCCCAUACCGUGCACCCGCUCGCGGGCCAGGGCCUGAACCAGGGCCAGGGCGAUGCCGAGAGCCUGGCGCGCACGAUUGCCUACGCCGUCGCACACGGCCAGGACCUGGGCGUGCGCACGUCUCUCGCGCCGUACCCGUCCGAGCGCUAUGCGGCCAACCACGUGCUCAUGGGCGUGUGCGACAAGCUGCACAAGAUCUACGCCGUCGAGUCUGGUCCGCUGGUGCCGCUGCGGUCGCUCGGCCUGCGCGCCAUAGACGCCAUGCGGCCACUCAAGAACUUUAUCAUGAGCCAGGCGGCGAGCAGCGGGCGGACCAGUGUGUAA